Pyrenophora tritici-repentis Pt-1C-BFP is the source of this 3498-nucleotide messenger RNA. The record is from RefSeq and is a predicted model, not a curated record. NCBI's taxonomy places the organism in Eukaryota, Fungi, Ascomycota, Dothideomycetes, Pleosporales, Pleosporaceae.
AUGGCGUCACGCCAUGCUGAUUACGAGCGCAGACGGUAUAGUCCGCGCCGUGAUCGCUCGAGAGACCGGCGAGAUCGGGGAGAUCGCUACGGUGGCCCUGGAGGAGGGAGGUACAGUGACGACCGACGUGGUGACCGCCGCGAUGACCGCCGCGAUGUGCGUCGUGAUGAGCGUCGUGAUGAGCGUCGUGAUGAGCGUCGUGAUGAGCGUCGUGAUGAGCGUCGUGAGUACCGACCUCGUUCACGUUCACCUGCACGCCGUGAUCGUUCCAGAGAUCGUACGUACAGGCGCGACGACGACCGUGAUAGGCGCUCCAAUUCGUACAGGCCUGGUUCGCGCUCGUCUGGCAGGCCCGGUUCUCGCUCAUCUGCCACGCCGGCGCCCGACAGCAGACGCGACCGCCUAGACAGUACCUCACGCGAUGAGAGGAAGAAAGACCCAGAGACAUUAGCCAAGGAGAAGCUGGCAGACCGCGCUGCAAAGCUCGCUGAGUGGAAGAAGCGCAAUGCUGAGCGUCUUGCCAAAGACAAGACAGAUACGCCUGGUUCUGGUGCAUCGCCAACUGGCAAGGCGCCUGCAACACCUACAGUUGUUGCGACGCCACUGCCAGUCCCAGCAGCAGAGGCUAAAUUUGAAAUUCCAAAGAGUAAAGUUCCACAGAAGAGUGCGACUGAGAAAGUUAAACAGAAGCAGCCGGAGAAAUCCACCUUCAGGCUCGAUGCGUCCGCUGCAGCAAGGCCGCUAGACCUUGCGAAGCCCGCCGGCAAGGCAGUCACUAGUGCUGCGAGUAGUAUGCCACCCUCGCCCUCUCCGAUCAUGAAACAGAACCUGACAGAAGAACUAGAUUCCGGUGCCUUAAAGGCCAACGGUAACAUCGGUUCUUUUGGUCUGAAAACCAAGACUGCCGCCGAGGUCGAGGCUGAGACUUCGAGGAAGGCACUUCUCGAUGAGGAAGGCCCCACUCGCAAGCGCAAGUUCCAAGCUCUACCUGAGUUCAACAAUCACGACGAACCCGAGUCCGAAGCUAACGGCACCGAGGACGAUACUGCUAUGAGCGCUAUCGGUAGUGAAGAUGAAGAGAACAACGCUGAGCUACAGGCACGCCUUGAGAAGCGUCGCGCCGAGAUUGCUAUUGAGAAUCAGCAAGAUACUGUCAUGGAAGAAGCCCCCGACGUUGUCGCAGCCCCUGCCGCCGACCAAAUGGAGGUUGACCAACACACAGGCGCCGAAGAAGAUGACAUUGACCCUCUCGAUGCCUUCAUGGCUGAUCUCAACGAACCACAGCCAAGCCGCAACGCGCCUUCCGGUGAAGCCAUGUUCGCCGAUGAACUUGAGCCUAUCGAAAUGUCCGUUGCAGACGAGGACAUCAACCAACUCCGUGCGGUCAAGAAGAAGAAGAGGGAAGUCAUAACUGUCGAUCAUGAGAAAGUUGAGUAUGAACCGUUCCGAAAGAACUUCUACACGGAGCCAGCCGAAAUAUCUCAGAUGAAGCCUGAGGAAGUCGCUGAUCUCCGUUUCGAAUUGGACGGCAUCAAGGUAAAUCCUGAUAAUGUUCCCCGGCCUGUAACCAAGUGGGCUCAGAUGGGCCUGCUUCAAGCUACCAUGGAUGUAUUCACACAGGUACGCUAUGAGAAGCCAACUGCAAUUCAGUCUCAGGCCAUACCCAUCGCGGAGAGCGGCCGCGAUCUCAUAGGAGUAGCCAAAACCGGCUCCGGAAAGACACUUGCGUUCGGUAUACCUAUGAUUCGUCACAUACUUGAUCAGCGUCCUCUGAAGCCCUCUGAUGGCCCCAUUGGACUAAUCCUCGCCCCGACACGUGAAUUGUCCUUGCAGAUUGUUCAUGAGCUCAAACCUUUCCUUGCUGCUUCCGGUAUCACGAUCAAGUGCGCAUACGGCGGUCAGCCUAUCUCCGAACAGAUUGCUAUGCUAAAGCGUGGUGGUAUACAUAUCCUGUGUGCCACAGCAGGACGCCUCAUUGACCUAAUCUCUUGUAAUUCUGGUAGAGUGCUCAGCUUCAAGCGCAUCACUUACGUUGUUCUCGACGAAGCUGAUCGCAUGUUUGACAUGGGCUUUGAGCCGCAAGUAAUGAAGAUCCUUGCCAAUGUGCGGCCCGAUCGUCAGACCAUUCUGUUUUCGGCCACGAUGCCGAAGAACAUGCAUGCUUUGGCGAAAAAGGCUUUGAAGGACCCAGUAGAGAUCAUCAUCGGCGGUAAGAGUAAGGUUGCUGCGGAGAUCACCCAGAUCAUCUCUGUCGUACCCCCUAGCUAUGAUAAGAAGAUCAACAACACACUGCUUCAUCUCGGCCGACUGUUCGAUGAAGACGAAAACGCCCAGGUAUUAAUCUUUACUGAGCGACAAGAGACGGCCGAGGAUCUCUUGUCAAAGCUGUACAAGGCUAAGUAUUUCUCUGUCAACACGAUCCAUGGAGCUAAAGACCAGACCGAUCGUAACGAAGCGAUCAGUGACUUCAAGCAAGGUGUGCUUUCCAUUUUGAUCGCUACUUCAGUUGCAGCCCGUGGUCUAGACGUCCCAGGUCUGGCCAUGGUCUUCAACUUUGAUUGUCCGACUCAUUUGGAAGACUAUGUCCACCGAUGUGGUCGUACUGGCCGUGCAGGCAACAAAGGAACUGCUAUUACUCUCAUUGAGAAUCCCGGCCAAGAGCGCUUUGCAGUUCACAUCGCCAAGGCACUGAAAGAGAGUGGUACAGAGGUACCUGAAGAGGUCCAGCAGAUGGCUAACACAUUCCAUCAGAAGUGCAAAGAAGGCACCGAGAAGUACUAUGGCGGUUUCGGCGGCAAGAAAGGAGGUCUUGACAAGCUUGACAAAGCACGUGCUCUUGAGAAGAAGCGUGAGAGGCAACAGCUUAAGCUCGAAGGUGUCGAGGUCGAAGCGAGCGAGGACGAGGAAGAAGACCCCAAGAAGCCCGAGGUUGCUGGACCAGACACUGCCAAGGCGACUGACGGAGCUAAAGUGGCAACUGAAAGUGAUGAUCAACCACCCUGGAUGAAGCUACUGAACAGCAAGAUUGUUGUCAACAAGACUGAGCGUCCUGAAGCCACGACUUCGGGUAAGCCGAUGAGUGCGAGGGAGCGAGCCAUGGCCGCCGCUUCCAAGGUGGACGGAAGGUUGAGCAAGAAGGGCAUGAUUCACGCGGGUCAGCCCAUCGACAACAAGGGCCCAGAUGCCGGUCUGUACCACUCUACCAUUGAGAUUAACGACUUCCCGCAGAAAGCGCGUUGGGCCGUCACCAAUCGCACCAAUGUCGCCAAGAUCCUGGAGCAAACUGGUGUUUCCAUCACUACAAAGGGCAACUUCUACGCGGCAGGCAAGGAGCCUGGUGAGACUGACCUCCCCAAGCUAUACAUCCUCGUCGAGGGUGACACUGAGAACAUUGUGACCAAGGCCAUGAUGGAACUCACUCGCCUCUUGCGUGAAGGUAUCAUUGCAACCGAGGAAUCUUCUGCGGUUCGUCAACCCACGGGCCGUUACAAAAUCUGA